This is a messenger RNA of Hyaena hyaena (striped hyena), 4760 nucleotides long. It is a transcript of the gene IL1R1, whose product is annotated as interleukin 1 receptor type 1. Gene Ontology annotation, molecular function: interleukin-1, type I, activating receptor activity. Lineage: Eukaryota; Metazoa; Chordata; Mammalia; Carnivora; Hyaenidae. The record is from RefSeq and is a predicted model, not a curated record. The coding region runs from base 89 to 1810 and encodes 573 amino acids. The transcript has 11 exons. Gene Ontology annotation, biological process: signal transduction; regulation of inflammatory response.
UCCGAGGUCACAGAGCUGCUUGCCCCCGAGGGCUCACCGGCCUUUUCUCACAGACAGCUGCAGUCUCCAGCCUCAGCUUCAGGAGAAUAUGAAAGUGUUACUCAGGCUUGUGGGUUUCACAGCUGUACUGAUUUCUUCUCUGAAAGCCGAUAUAUGUCAGGAACGUGAAGAAGAAGUAGUUUUAGUUUCAUCUGCAUAUGAAAUAGAUGUUCGUUCAUGUCUUCUUAACCCAAAUGAAAAGAAAGGCACUAUAAUUUGGUAUAAAAAUGACAGCAAGACACCUAUAUCUAUGGAAGUAGACUCCAGGAUUCAUCAGCACAAUGAUAAACUUUGGUUUGUUCCUGCUAAGGCAGAGGAUUCAGGACAUUACUAUUGUGCAGUAAGAAAUGCAACUUACUGCCUCAAAAUUAAGAUAACCGCUAAGUUUGUGCAGCAUGAACCUAACUUGUGUUACAAUGCAGAAGCUAUAUUUACACAGAAACUACCCGUUGCAAGAGAUGGACAACUUGUGUGUCCUUAUUUGGAUUUUUUUAAAGAUGAAAAAAAUGAGUUACCCAAAAUACAGUGGCAUAAGGAUUGCAAACCUCUACUACUUGACAAUAAGAACUUUUCUGGACUGACAAAUAGACUCAUCAUGACAAAUGUGACUGCAGCACAUAUGGGGAACUAUACUUGUCAAGCAUCCUAUACAUACUUGGGAAAGCAAUAUCGUAUUACCCGGGUUAUAGAACUUAUCACUCUAGAGGAAGACAAGCCCGUGAAGCCUGUAAUUGUGAGUCCAACUAAUGAGACAAUGGAAGCACGUCUGGGAUCCAAGCUACAGUUGAUCUGCAAUGUCAGUGGCCAGCUGAGUGACUUUGUCUACUGGAAGUGGAAUGGGUCAUUAAUUGAUGAAGAUGACCCAGUGCUGGUGGAGGAUUAUUUGCCAGUGGAAAAUCUUUCAGCCAGAGGAAAGAACACAAUCAUCACUGUGCUUAAUAUUUCACAAGUGGAAAGUAGAUUUUAUCUAUAUCCAUUUAUCUGUGUUGCCAAGAAUACAGAUGGUAUGAAUUCGGCAUAUAUCCAAUUAAUACAUCCAGUCCCUGAUUUCAAGAAGCACACAAUUGGUAUAUUUGUCAUGUUAACUCUAGUAAUUACAUGCUCUGCUUUCAUCUACAAAAUCUUCAAGGUUGACAUUGUGCUGUGGUACAGGGAUUCUUGCUAUGAUUUUCUCCCCCCAAAAGCUUCAGAUGGAAAGACCUAUGAUGCAUACAUACUAUAUCCAAAGACCCUUGGGGAAGGGUCCACCUCGAAUUCAGAUACUUUUGUGUUUAAAGUCCUGCCUGAGGUCUUGGAAAAACAGUGUGGAUAUAAGCUGUUCAUUUAUGGAAGGGACGCCUAUGUUGGGGAAGACAUUGCUGAUGUCACUAAUGAAAACAUAAAGAAAAGCAGAAGACUGAUCAUCGUUUUGGUCCCAGAAGCAUCAGGAUUGGGCUGGCUGGGGAAUUCAUCUGAAGAGCAGAUAGCAAUGUACAAUGCUUUCGUUCAGGACGGGAUUAAAGUUGUACUGCUUGAACUGGAGACAAUCCAAGACUAUGAGAAAAUGCCAGAGACCAUUAAAUUCAUUAAGCAGAAACGCGGGGCCAUACGCUGGUCAGGGGAUUUUAGAGAGGGCGUGCAGUCUGCAAAGACAAGGUUCUGGAAGAAUGUCAGGUACCACAUGCCUGUCCAGCGACAGCCACCUUCGUCCAAACACCAGCUACUGUCCCUGGCUCUGAGACCAGACUCUAAGAAGAAGCUUCCGAGGGAGGUGCAGGUGCCUCUCGGGUAGCAGGGAGAAGCUUGGCCAAGAAUUCCUUGUGACUCCUGUCCUCCGGCAUCACAGGCCGGGCUGUGCCCGCACUGACUGUACAGUCAUAAAAUGCCCACGUAGAGUCCCUUAUCCUUGAGAUCACCUGGAAUCGGAUUGCUCAGGGAACAGGAUGUGGUGACGGUAGCAGGUCAGGGCAGUUCAGAAUGAGGGCUCACAAGUCCUUUGAAACUGGGCCCCGGACGUCCCGUCUGAAUGUUUGAACUGCUGAGAACAGACACCAGGACAGCAAAGAACAAUAAGAACAACUAAGAACAAUCAGGAAACAUUUACCCUCCAAAAAGGUUUUUUGGCGCUGUCCACAGUCCAGGGAGGGCAGCUGUGGCCCGGCCCGGGGACGGCACAGUCACCGGCUCCCCCAGGGGCUUCCCUUGGCGCUGCAGCAGGCCAAGUGAGACUGGUAUUUCACAGAGGAGGAAAGAAGCAUGCUUGGAGAACUUUCCAUUUGCUCUGCACUUUCCCUACUCAUUGACAGCCGGCAGUCAGUUUCCAAAGACUGAAUUUCAUUUCGUGGCCCUUUAAAAUUCUCAUUUCAGUAAAGAAAGGAUUGCACGUUUUUGAGAUCACCUUAGCUUUCUGCUGGAGAGAGAGCAUUUCCGAAGCAGGAGUAGCAGAGAAUUGAUGCACCUCCGGACGCCAUCCCCCCUGGAACGACCCUUCUGUCGCACCUUCCUCUUGCACAUUCCACUUGACUCAUCUUUGGAAGGACAGCUUCUCAGUCCCUUUCUCCUUCCUCUCAAUCGCACACCUGGGCCAUGGAUUCACCUUCCUUCAUACAGUGCUGCUCUAAGCUCCUAAAAACACCUCUGCGGGCUCCUCCUGGUUUAGGACUUAAAGCCCAAUUCCCCACUUGCAUUUCACCGCUGCCGCCCCCUUCCCUACCCCACCCCCCCACCGCCCCGGUCUGUCUGCACAGCUGUGCCCCUCACUGUCCUGCUCUGUGAACUCCCACAUCAGCCUUUGGGCCCCUUCAUACCUGCGCCUCGUGCUCCUUCAUCUCUGCUUCUCCUUCCUGUCUCCUCUGACCAAAAUGCCUUCUGGAAUUUUCUCCAGCCCGCCAGAGUUGUAUGAAAUUCAGGAUUUACCCUAGCUCUGUUUCUCGAAGAGAUUUCCCCAAGAAACUGCCCUAAGACACCUGCUGUCUGGUGUCGGUCUGACUACAGCACGUGGUCCAUUGGCCAUCACUUAAUGAGAAGGUUGUUCUAUGUCCAGCUAGAGACCCUGCUGUCUGCAGGAGAGGCUGGGGGUGUGUCUCCUGUAGGCUGUGGUGCCUGCACUUGUGACAUAGGUUUGUGUGGGGCUUUCUUGUUGAAGAGUGUCCACAGGUUCUCAUAUUUAAGUUUUGCAAUCAUCCGAAUUUUACAGAGAAAAUAAGUGACCUGUCUUUUUAAAAAUCACGCUUAGUGCUGUCUGACCUAGGCCUUCUAGCUCCGUCGCUGGCUUCUUAGUGCGCUGUCCUGAACGCUUGACUUCAGGUCAUCGAAUGUCCCCUUGGCCCCUACCCUGGCACUUUUGUGAGAAGAAAUGACCGUCUUCCGGGAGGGUGGCCGAGUCUAGAGAUGCUCUCAUUUAAGAAACCAAAUUCUAAAUUUCUGAGCGUUGGAAUUUCCAAAAAUUGUUUCGAUUUUACGGAAAAUGUUUCUGCUCUCCUAGAUUCUUUCCCAAAAGGUAGAUAUUUCUUAGUGAAUUAAAAAUGAAAGCAAGUUGGUGUUUUGGUCCAGGACAUGGUAUUUUAAAAUGUGAUCAUAGUCCUCAGAGAAACCCUGGAAAACUGCAAAGCCAAGUUCACGUGCCAUUUGCUGAGGGACAUGUGUACCAUUUUAGAAGUUGUAUGAACAUGGACAGGCCCUUUGUUUUUUUAAUUUUUUAAGUUUAACGUUAUGGGUGAACACAGCCUCAUCUAGUAUAUUUUUCUCCCCGAAGGUGGUCAGAGCCAGACAGAAACAGAGUUGAACGCUUUGCCUCUCCUCUCUCCACCUGCUUUUUCUUGGAUCCAAUCUGACAGCACCAAGUAAUUGUGCUGUUUUGCGACUGUUGCUGCUGCUGUUUUUAAAAAACUGCCUUACUUUUAUUUGCCGGAACACGCGGACUGUAGCCAGAAGUCUGAGGGGCUCGGGUGGGGGGGCUGAUGCUUAGAACGUAUAAUGUUGUUGAUCAUUUGUAGUCUGUCAUCUGUAAAAUAUACUUGCCGUGUAGUCCCACGAAAGCCAAUUCUGAAUAUUAGACUUGGCAGCAAAGUUGGCCAGAAAGUAAGGAGCAGGGAGAAUAACCAAGAAUUGUCAGUGGCAUUUGCACCUGGCAUUUCGGAAGGGACAAGAACCAAGGGAUGUUUCUGGGAUCCAGUCUGACAGCAGGAGGGACUGCUGGGGACCAGGAGGAGCCCCAACGGGAAAGUGCAUGUCAUCAUGUCACUCCCGGUGCUCCCAGGGGAGGAUUCCGGGGGAAGGAGCUACACUCCUAGCUCCCUGGGAACUUCCUUUGUUUUGUUGUUUUCCCUGAAAACCUCUUUUAAGCUCUUCCUUUCAGGCCUUUCCCAUUAAUUAGAUUUUACUGCAUUAUCCGAAGGUGAUUUUUUUGUUCCUGUGAGCUUUUAAAGGAAAGUUUGCCACAAAGCAUUUCGCUUCCAGUUGUCCAAACUGGCUUAGCAGAAUUUAUAUCUUCCUUCUCUCCCCCACCCCCCUUUGUUUAUUUGCAAUAACAGAAAAGGUAGUGAGCCAUUUUUUCCCCAGUGGUAUUUUUGAUACAUUAUAUUUUUACUGGUUGACGAUGAAGGGUUUUUUAAAAACUUGUUUGUACCAUUCUAAGCAGAUACCAAGUAUUUUUAUAUAAGAAAACACCAGAUUCGUGUAUAGCACGUAUCACUGAUUGAUGGACUGUACUUGUUUUCCAAUAAAAUUGGCAAAAGCUGGUA